Messenger RNA from Sinocyclocheilus rhinocerous, 863 nucleotides. Its product is annotated as UAP56-interacting factor-like. The transcript is spliced from 5 exons. The record is from RefSeq and is a predicted model, not a curated record. The coding region runs from base 1 to 366 and encodes 121 amino acids. Gene Ontology annotation, molecular function: mRNA binding. NCBI's taxonomy places the organism in Eukaryota, Metazoa, Chordata, Actinopteri, Cypriniformes, Cyprinidae. Gene Ontology annotation, cellular component: nuclear speck. Gene Ontology annotation, biological process: mRNA export from nucleus.
AUGGCUGUUCAUGCACAAGUUCAGAAGACAAGCUCUGCUCAGCCCACACAGAGAACUCGCUCGUGGCGCACUCCUACAAACAACAGUGGCAUCCUCACUGUGUCAAUAGACAACCCCACAGCUAGAACACAGCCUGAGCCUGCUCAGUCCUGGUCCCUGCACCCCGAGACUCCAGCACGCUCCUCACCUCCUCAAGAGGAGCCGGAGAGGAAGCCUCCUAAAGGUGUCGCCCUGCAGUUUGAUAUCAACAGUGUUGGCAAACAGACCGGCAUGACCCUCAACGAGCGGUUCCGCAUCCUGAAGGACCAGCGUGUGGCGGCAGCACAGCAGAGCAGCAAAGGAGGCCGAUUCGUCACUGUGGCCUAGAGCUGAACUCUGAGACACUGGUCACGUGUCCCUCUGUCCCUGAUCACACGCUCAACAACAGUCCUACAGGACAGAACAGGCAAACAGGGACCUGAGCUGAACUAACAAUGUUCAUGACUCAAAUCGAUUAGCCCUAAUGGAGGAGACUUCCUCAGAACGUGGAUAUGCUGGUUUUCUGAAAGAGGAGACGUUAGGGAAGCGACUGAUUUUCUGUUUUUUAGGUUCUUUUUCUAAAAAGCUGCCAUUCUGUCCUCACAAAGCAAGCAUUACCUGUUGUCCCUGAAUUUCAGUUACGUUGUGUCGUCUCCUGACCGCCCUUGAUAUGUGAUGGCGUCCUGUUUUUUAUAUAUGCCUAAAGCAGUUGCAGCUAAAUGAGUUGAAACAUUUCUGGAUAGACUUUGUUUUUCAUGAAACGGUUGUAUGAAACAGAACAUUCUUUUUGUAGAGCAAAAAAGACGUUUUAUAAUAUUUCAAUUAAAAAACUACGUAUUGUGCAA